Brachypodium distachyon (stiff brome) is the source of this 1736-nucleotide messenger RNA. RefSeq names its product pathogenesis-related genes transcriptional activator PTI6. Gene Ontology annotation, molecular function: DNA-binding transcription factor activity; DNA binding. The record is from RefSeq and is a predicted model, not a curated record. The coding region runs from base 363 to 1442 and encodes 359 amino acids. Gene Ontology annotation, biological process: regulation of DNA-templated transcription. Lineage: Eukaryota; Viridiplantae; Streptophyta; Magnoliopsida; Poales; Poaceae. The transcript has a single exon.
CAAACAACGAGACGCACGUCCCCCGCACACAGCCGAGCCGAGAGCAGCAAGCAAGCAAGCCUACGCCUUCUCUCUUCUUCAUCACACCCCCAGACAACCCAACCCCCGUCCCCCAAAAAAUCUCCCCACAGCAUCGUCUGCCCCUCCUUCUCCGCUCCCAGUCCGUUAGCCUUUCGCGUUUUGCCUUCCCGUCUCCUCCGUGGCGGGGAGUUCCUCGUGGUAUAGGCGGCGACGGCAACGGCGACCGCGGCGGAGGUGUCGCGCCGUCUGCUUUGGGUUUUAGGAGGUUUCUCGAGGGGUUUUAGGCGGAGAUCGGGGGAGCAGGCAAAUGCGUGUUGAGUUUUAGGGGAAGUUUUCUCUCGAUGUGGCCCAUGGAGGAGGAGUUUUACAUGCCGGUGAAGAGGACGGAGCACGUCGAGGUGACUUCCAGGGUCGUGGCGGUGUCGUCUUCGCCGGCUUCCUCGGCGAAGGCGAAGGGGAAGUACCCCAAGACGGUGAGGGUCUUCUGCGAAGACAACGACGCGACCGAUUCGUCUAGCGACGAGGAAGGGGCGCCCGAGCGCAGGCGGGUGAAGCGCUACGUGCAGGAGCUCCGCCUGGAGCCGGCGGUGCCGGCCAAGGCGAGGAGCGCCGAAGACGCGGCCCCGGCCCCGGCGGCGCCGAUGACGGCGGCGACGACGAAGGCGCUGGUCCCCGUCAGGAAGAGGAAGGCCGGCGCGGACGCCGGCGGCUCCCCGCGGUUCCGCGGCGUGCGGCGGCGGCCGUGGGGUAAGUACGCGGCGGAGAUCCGCGAUCCGUGGCGGCGGGUGCGCGUUUGGCUCGGCACCUUCGACACCGCGGAGGAGGCCGCGAGGGUCUACGACUCGGCGGCCAUCAAGCUGCGCGGGCCCGACGCCACCGUCAACUUCCAGGAGUCCGAGGACGGCGACAUGGAGGUCCCGCCCGAGGUCGCCGAACGCCUCCCACAGCCCCCCGCAGCCGCGGCGGGGUCCAAGAACGCCUCCUCCUCGGCUACCUCCUACGAUUCCUGCGAGGAGUCGCACGUGGCCGCGGCGUCCCCAACCUCCGUCCUCCGCUGCUCCUUCCAUCCGUCCACCUUGUCUACAGUCGGCGGCGACGACAACACCUCGAAGAAGCCGUCGGCCUCCUUCCGCAGCGUCGAGACCGGCGAGUCCAGCGGCGUCUUCGGCUGCUCGUUCCCCGACAACAGCUUCGCCGGCGAGCUGCCCCCGCUCUUCACCGACUUCGACCUCCUGUCCGACUUCCCGGAGCCCCCGAUGGACUUCCUCUCCAACCUCCCAGAGGAGCACUUCCCAUUCUCCAACGACUCCUCGCCGGACUUCCGCCUCGACCCGCCUUCGCCGGCGGCGUUGCAGCAGGCGGACGAAUUCUUCGAGGACAUCACCGACCUCUUCCAAAUCGAUCCCCUCCCCGCAAUCUAGUACAACAACUGUAAAGCACCGGGAGCGAAUUAGGACGCCACUAAUUCGGUCGGUCAAUUUUGUUUGUGUUUGCAUUUGUUAUUCUUUCCGGUUUGUUGUUAGACAGAGUUCGUAAGAUUCCGCAGUCGUGUAGCUGCCGCUUAAACAUCCCGGCCAAAGGGAAGCCUUGACGGGGUUUUAGAUGAGAGUGAGAUGUCAUUAGCAUUCUGCUGUUUGAGUUCAGCGCUGGUUUUUCUUGCCACCGAUGAAUCCAAGUUAUCAGUAAUUGGCAAUAUCAAGUUGAGCAACAACAAA